Molecule: messenger RNA, 513 nt
Organism: Fibroporia radiculosa
Lineage: Eukaryota; Fungi; Basidiomycota; Agaricomycetes; Polyporales; Fibroporiaceae
Exons: 1
Coding region: 1-513 (170 amino acids)
Source: RefSeq, a predicted model, not a curated record
AUGAAAUUCGGUGACACCAAUCCAGAACCAUCCCACUCCCCAGUUGAUCCUACUUCAAAGGAGGAACCUACUGACAGACAUCCAAACAACCCAGAAGACAGAAACCCAGAACCCAGUGAUCAAGAAGACGAAGAAGACAUGUCGGACAACAACAGCGGAGCAGUAAACAAACCCACCCAAUUCGAAGGAGACAAGGGAAAGAGCAAGGAAUUCUUGGACGAAUUAUACCUAUACUUUGAAGGUAACUCCAAGAAGAUUCAGAUCGAUAAGGAUAAGGUUCAAUGCGCCCUUUCGUACAUCAAGGGACCUGCCCAAUUCUUUGUUCAUACAAUCAUCAACGAUGCACAAGAACCCAUCUCUGACUCUGAAGAUGUGCCACUUAAAGGAUUACCUAGCUGGGUUAGCUUCAGGAAGUCCUUUAUCCAGACCUUUGGAGUAGAGGACAACACCCAGGCAGCAUUAAAUGAGAUCAGCAAGUGCACCUGGGAUAGGUGUGGAGGAAAUGGUCUUUGA